Messenger RNA from Symbiodinium natans, 978 nucleotides. The record is from the annotation of a GenBank genome assembly. NCBI's taxonomy places the organism in Eukaryota, Dinophyceae, Suessiales, Symbiodiniaceae.
AUGCCUCCUGCAACGCUUGCGGUGAUUUGGCUUUCCUUGUCGAGCGUCACAUGGUCUUUUAAGCUGUUGUCGGGCGUGAAUGCCAGUGAAAUCGUCGACAGCGAGCGGGCCGUCGAGGAGGCCAAGGGUUCCAAGUAUGGUUGGCCCACGAUUGCCCUCUGGAGCCCAGCAGCGAAGCGCUUCCUGGCCAUGCGCACGGUGAACAUUGGCAUCGCCAGUGUGUCGGCCAUGGCGUCGACCCCACUCGAGAACCCCCUGGACUUGCCCGAUUGGUUCACCUUCGAGCGCUUCACCGUGGUGGAUGGGGGCAAUGGGGACCUCGCGUUCCACAACUCCCAGGGCAACCGCUUCAUCAAGAUGAAGGGUGGAGAUAUAAUGGCCAGCCCCAUCAAUGCUGCAAGGGACCUCCCGAAACAUUGGGACAAGGAGCGCUUCAAGGUCGUCGAUGCGGGGGACGGGAUGAUCGCACUCCACAGCCCCUCCAACAACCGCUUCAUCUCCAUGGAUGAGAAAGGAUCUCUCAAAAGCAGCGCCCCGAAGGGUGCAAACGACCUUCCGGCAGACUGGAAGUUGGAACGCUUCUACGCUGUGCCAGCAAAGCCUUACCUGGAGCCCGGAUCCGUCGUGGCCCUGCACAGUGGGCGCCAUAACCGUUUCAUUCGCAUGAAUGGGUUGAAGGUGGAGAGCCUUGCGCAUGGCAAGGACCUGCCCAAGGGCUGGAAGACGCCGCUCUUCACCGUCGUGGAUGCUGGCAAUGGCAUGGUGGGCUUCCACAACCAAAAAGCCAAUCGCUACAUGCGGAUGAACAAUCAUAAAAUGGAGAGCAGCCCAGAGCGGGCUGUGCAUGACAUCCCCAGUGAUUGGGGGUGGGAGCGCUUCGUCAUUGUUCCUACCGAUGCAAAGAAUGGCGUGGUUGCCCUUUGGAAUCCUGUUCACGAUCGCUUCUGGGCUCAAGAGAAGUCUAGGACAGCAGUCUAA